This is a messenger RNA of Rhizophagus irregularis DAOM 181602=DAOM 197198, 444 nucleotides long. RefSeq lists its product as uncharacterized. The record is from RefSeq and is a predicted model, not a curated record. Lineage: Eukaryota; Fungi; Glomeromycota; Glomeromycetes; Glomerales; Glomeraceae.
AUGUUCUCUGAUGUAACAUGCGGUGAUUCAGACGCAUGUUAUUCAUCUGUAACAUGCGAUAAAUUGGGCGCAUGUUACCCAUCCAUAACAUGCAGUGAUUCAGACGCAUGUUACAGAUGGGUAAUAUGCGUUAAUUCUGGCACAUGUUACUCAUUUGUAAUAUGCGCUAAUUUGGGCGCAUGUUACGCUUCUGUAAUAUGCGUUAAUUCUGGUGCAUGUUACUCAUCUGUAAUAUGCGCUAAUUUAGGCGCAUGUUACGCUUCUGUAAUAUGCGUUAAUUCUGGUGCAUUUUACUCAUCCGUAAUAUGCUUUAAUUCUGGUGCAUGUUACGCUUCUGUAAUAUGCGUUAAUUCAGGUGCAUGUUACUCAUCCGUAAUAUGCGUUAAUUCUGGUGCAUGUUACUCAUCCGUAAUAUACGCUAAUUUGGGCGCAUGUUACGAAUGA